AUGACGCUACCAUAUCGCGACGGGUUUGAACCGCCCAAUUCACGAGCGGGGUUCAUCCUCUCGAAGGAGAGGCAGUCUGCACUAGCAGAGGUGGAUGGCGCGCAUUUUUCGUGGUUUCACUUCAGGGUGACGUUGAUAGCAGGCGUGGGGUUCUUCACAGAUGCAUACGACAUCUUCGCGAUAACCCUUGCGUCUGUCAUGCUCAACUUUGUGUAUUCCACCACAUUCAAUGCGAACGGCAACAUCAGCGUGCGCCCAAACGCAUCCUUGGCGAAUGCCGUCAAGAUCGCCGCGCCCGUGGGAACGCUCAUCGGCCAGCUCGUGUUCGGCCGCCUGGCAGACAAGGCGGGCCGGAAGCGGAUGUAUGGCAUCGAGCUCAUCAUCAUCAUCAUCGGCACCUUUGGACAGGCUUUAUCUGCCGACAGCACCGUCGGAACGAUGAACAUCUUUGCGGAACUUAUCAUCUGGCGGUUUGUUAUGGGGCUGGGUAUCGGCGGGGACUAUCCAUUGAGCGCAGUUAUCUCGUCCGAGUUUGCAUCCUCGCACAUCCGGGGCAAGAUGAUGACAGCGGUCUUCGCCAAUCAGGGCUGGGGCCAGCUCUUCGCCAGCCUGGUCGGGUACCUCUGCCUGCUAGGCUUCAAGAACACAUUUCCGUCUACAGGCGCGGCGGCUGAUACGAAGGCGGACAUCGAUCGUGCCUGGCGGAUCAUGCUCGGUCUGGGCUGCGUCCCUGCUGCCAUUGCACUGUAUUUCCGGCUGACUAUCCCCGAGACGCCACGGUUUACAAUGGACAUCGAGCGGAACGUUAAGCAGGCGGUCAGAGACAUCGAGACCUUUCUCCACACCGGAAAGUACCAAUUCGACGAAGAUUCGGUGGUCAUCCGCGUCAAUGCGCCCAGGGCGAGUUUCAAGGACUUCCGGCGCCAUUUCAGCAGAUGGGAGAACUUGAGCCUUUUGCUCGCUUGCGCGUACGCGUGGUGCGCGGUUGAUAUCGCGUUCUAUGGUGUUGGCCUGAACACAGACAGCCUCUUUUGCUCGAUUGGGAUCGCACGGUCUAUAAUCGGCUGCACUGUACCGGGCACGGUCAACGGAUCUAACGGCACUACGUCGAGCAUCCCACCACUGUCGGCCGGCGACGUCUUCCGGGAUCUGAUUGACCUCGCAGUCGCCAACUUGCUGUUUUCCGGCGUCGGACUCGUUCCUGGCUACUGGGUCACCUUCCUGUUUAUCGAGAAAUGGGGGAGAAAGCGAAUACAACUGAUUGGUUUCGCAGUACUGACAGUGCUCUUCAUCGUCAUGGAGCCCUCGUCGCUCUCGUUGUUCGGCACGACGUCGGGUACGAAGGCGAUGCUCGCCCUCUUCAUCAUCGCUGCGUUUUUCAUGAACUUUGGCCCGAAUACGACAACGUUCAUGGUCCCCGGCGAGUUGUUCCCGACGCGAUACCGCUCGACGUGCCAUGGUCUGUCCGCAGCGGCGGGCAAGGUCGGCGCGAUUGUGAGCCAGUUUGCGAUAUUCGGGAACAAGAGCCUGUCCACCGCUAACGCGCUGUUCGUGUGUGUGCCAUUCAUGGCGACGGGCUUCCUGGCGACGCUUCUUCUGGAGGAGACGAGCCAGAUGACCCUCGAGGAGAUGACGAACGAGCAGCAAGACCACUUCAUCGCUGGUGAGCUUCUCAUAUACUUUGGCCAUGGUGAGAAUUGCUGA
Molecule: messenger RNA, 1704 nt
Organism: Phanerochaete carnosa HHB-10118-sp
Lineage: Eukaryota; Fungi; Basidiomycota; Agaricomycetes; Polyporales; Phanerochaetaceae
Exons: 10
Coding region: 1-1704 (567 amino acids)
Biological process (GO): transmembrane transport
Cellular component (GO): membrane
Molecular function (GO): transmembrane transporter activity
Source: RefSeq, a predicted model, not a curated record